CCGAAAUCGUUUAAAUCUUUAUCUUUUGCGCUACCGAAAGAAACCCCGCAAUCUGUGACAGACUCUGCCAGCGAAGACGCACCAAAGACUACGGAAAAAUUGACUGAUUUUGACAUGACUAGCCUCAUUCGUGGAACCACGGAUUUGAAAAUAGGCAUCACGGACCGGGCGAAAGCGAAGUUGGUCGAAAUCGCCAAGGAUGACCGACUUGCCGACUUGGCUCUCAAAGUGAAGGUCGAGAGUGGUGGCUGCCACGGGUUCCAGUAUGAUUUCGAGCUUUCGAGCUUGAAAGAAGAGCUCGAAAAAGAUGACGAAUUGGUGGUCUUUCAAAGACGAGACUCUAAUAUGGCCACAGUAGUCUUCGACGAGUCUUCGCUAGAAAUUCUCCAGGAUUCCAAGCUUGACUAUACCAAGGAAUUGAUCGGGUCCUCGUUCAAGAUGGUCGACUCGCCAUACACGUCGACGUCGUGUGGAUGUGGCGCUUCUUUUGACUUUGACUUCGAAAAGCUCGAGAACGCGAAG
Metschnikowia bicuspidata var. bicuspidata NRRL YB-4993 is the source of this 522-nucleotide messenger RNA. It is a transcript of the gene ISA2, whose product is annotated as Isa2p. The annotation marks the transcript as partial. The record is from RefSeq and is a predicted model, not a curated record. Gene Ontology annotation, molecular function: 2 iron, 2 sulfur cluster binding; iron ion binding; 4 iron, 4 sulfur cluster binding. The transcript has a single exon. Lineage: Eukaryota; Fungi; Ascomycota; Pichiomycetes; Serinales; Metschnikowiaceae. Gene Ontology annotation, cellular component: mitochondrion. Gene Ontology annotation, biological process: iron-sulfur cluster assembly.